UAACGUUUCUUUGCAUUUCUGUUCUGUUCUUCAGUCGAAGUUAGUCGGUGUUUUACUUUACGGUCUUUUAGACGUGGUUUGAACAGUAGUAUUUGGUGGCAUUUGAAGCAGCAUUUUGUAGAAUCUAAGCUCUUUGUGAAAAUCUUUUUUUACUUUACGUUUAGUUGUUCUACGUGUUAUUAGAAGGCGCAUUUAAAAUGUCGGAGCCGAUUCGUGUUGUUGUAACUGGUGCUGCCGGUCAGAUCGCCUAUUCGCUACUGUAUAUGAUCGCCAAAGGUGACGUAUUCGGACCGAACCAGCAACUGAUCCUACAUUUACUGGACAUUCCACCGAUGAUGGGCGUCCUGGAGGGUGUUGUCAUGGAACUAGCCGAUUGUGCACUGCCACUGCUGGCCGGUGUUGUUCCAACGGCCGACCCGGCUGUUGGCUUCAAGGACGUCAGUGCUGCUUUCCUGGUUGGUGCAAUGCCUCGCAAACAAGGUAUGGAACGUAAAGACCUGCUAUCGGCUAAUGUGAAGAUCUUCAAGGUUCAAGGGGAAGCACUGAAUAAUUUUGCUAAAAAGGAUGUUAAAGUUCUUGUGGUUGGUAAUCCGGCAAAUACCAAUGCCUUGGUAUGCUCCCACUACGCGCCUACGAUUCCGAAGGAGAAUUUUACCGCCAUGACUAGGCUCGAUCAAAAUCGUGCUCAAGCACAAAUCGCAGCUCGUCUUUCUGUGGGUAUCUCUAAGGUAAAGAACGUGAUCAUCUGGGGAAACCAUUCUUCAACCCAAUACCCGGACGCGAAAAACGCUACCGUCGAGGUGGGCGGUACCAAGAAAAGCGUGGUCGAUGCUGUCGCCAAUAACGACUACCUUAAUGCGGAAUUCGUUGAAACCGUUCAGAAGCGUGGUGCUGCGGUCAUUAAUGCUAGAAAAAUGUCGUCGGCUAUGUCAGCGGCUAAGGCAGCCAGUGAUCACAUGCGUGAUUGGUUCGCCGGUACCAAGGACGGCGAGUUUGUGUCUAUGGGUGUUGUAUCCGAUGGUAGCUACGGAACACCUAAGGAUAUCGUCUUCUCCUUCCCGGUUCAAAUCCAAAAAGGACAGUGGAAGAUCGUGCAGGGCUUGUCCGUUGACGAGUUUGCCCGUGGCAAGCUGGACCUGACGGCCAAGGAAUUGCUGGAGGAGAAAGAGGAAGCAAUGUCCGUGUGUGCUUCGGAUUGACUAACAAAACUGUAAAAUGAAAUGUUUGUAGAAACUAUGCAAAAGUACGACCAAGUUUGGCGUGGAAGAUGAAGAUUCGAUGACCAUAUGGUCGGGAUGCAACCAAACCGAAACAAUCGCCAUUUUGUUACAAGUGAGUCAUUAACACCAGUGGAUGUGAAAUUUGAUAAUCUAUUUGAAUAGUUUGUAAUGGUAUAAUACCAACAAUUCUUUGGAGCAAGUUGCAUAAAAUGCACGGGGUAGUUAAACUUUUAAUUCCAAUCGCUCAAAAUAAAGCUUUUGGCGCUUGGUUUGGUUUCGUUGUACCCCGAGCAUAUUCUGAGCGAGUGUUUAUCUUCCUGUAAAAGUAGAAAAUGGUAAUCUUAAUGUUUUUUUUUUGUUAAAAAUAUUUCUACAAAAAAAAAAUGGUUUGGCGCAUUUGCAAAUAAAAUCAUGCGCAGGAAUGUUCUAAGCGAUCAUCAAAAUAAAUAAAAUAAACCGAAUAGAGUGGGCGCCGUUCAGUUAUUUUAUAUUUGGUUGUUUCUUCAAAAAUUUUAUUUUACUUUUUACCACCAUGCACCUUGCACAUAAAACGAACCGGAAACAAAAUACUAGGCAUUUGAGAUUAACAUACCCCGAUGUCGCAUAGCGAAAGCAAAAAAAGAAUACAUAGCAUUUAAUGUUAGUUGCAAUAGAUGAUAAUCACUGCUUCCAAUCUGCAUAUAAGAAAGUUUAAUAAAGUCUCCAAAAACACCAAA
Messenger RNA from Wyeomyia smithii (pitcher-plant mosquito), 1936 nucleotides. It is a transcript of the gene Mdh1, whose product is annotated as malate dehydrogenase, cytoplasmic. The coding region runs from base 198 to 1199 and encodes 333 amino acids. Gene Ontology annotation, biological process: malate metabolic process; tricarboxylic acid cycle; oxaloacetate metabolic process. Lineage: Eukaryota; Metazoa; Arthropoda; Insecta; Diptera; Culicidae. The record is from RefSeq and is a predicted model, not a curated record. Gene Ontology annotation, cellular component: cytosol; mitochondrion. The transcript has 3 exons. Gene Ontology annotation, molecular function: L-malate dehydrogenase (NAD+) activity.